Molecule: messenger RNA, 2592 nt
Organism: Aedes albopictus (Asian tiger mosquito)
Lineage: Eukaryota; Metazoa; Arthropoda; Insecta; Diptera; Culicidae
Exons: 2
Coding region: 1-2592 (863 amino acids)
Source: RefSeq, a predicted model, not a curated record
AUGGCACCGGGAUUGCGAGGGUGCUAUCGUCUGGAGCGAUUCUACACGAAUACACUGGCCAAUGCGAAGCAAUUCAUGAAUGGGUAUGCUAGUGCGCAGCACAGCGGGCAACUAGAGGGAUGGAAACAACGAAUUGAUGGACUUUUUAUGGAUUUCAAAACUAAUCGUCUCACCAUCGAAAUGUUAGAAGACGAUUUGGAUGAGAAACCGAUGAGUGAGGGUGCCAAGGGAUUUGAUGAUGCUGUAACAAUUACCGCCGAUGAAAAGCAUCGCCUUAUCUAUCAGAAGUUCGAACUAAAUUACGUCUUGGUGUCUAGCUUUCUUGCGAACGAGAUCAGGAAACUAACGCCCGCUGACCCACCGAUUCAACCUUCUCAAGCUUCCGGACAAUCGCGGGUGAAGUUGCCUGAAGGCAAACUUCCCAGUUUCGAUGGCACGAUUUCGGAGUGGAUCACUUUUCGCGAUUCAUUCAAGCCCCUCAUUGACUCCAACCAACAGCUCACCCCGUUCGACAAGUUCUCUUACCUCGUAGCAUCCCUUACUAAAGACGCAAGAAAGGUUGUCGAAUCAGUCGAGCUCUCUGCUGUCAAUUACCCUGUCGCUUGGCAGCUGCUGGAGAAGAGGUUUGAGAAUAAGAAACUGAUUCUCAAAACUUAUCUCGACGCCCUUUUCGCUAUUAAGCCGAUGAAAAGGGAAAGUUAUGAGACACUAAUGCGAUUAGCUGAUGAUUUUGAGCGGAACUUAAGCAUGAUCGACAAGAUGGGAAUUUCAACGGCUGGUUGGAGUGUCCUGUUAGCUCAUAUGCUCUGCAGCCGUCUCGAUGCCUCUACUCUGAAGCAAUGGGAGUCUCACUACCGAUCGACGAACGUUCCGGAAUACAAGGACAUCAUCAUCUUCAUCCAAGGUCAUCUGUCAGUUCUACAAUCGUUGCCACCGUCCAAGUCACAUUUGGCGGAGUUUAGCGAGGCGGAACACCAACGGCCGAUGAAAUCGAAAACCAACACCGUUCACGCCGUGACAAGUCCAGCGACCAGCUCGUGUCCAUUUUGCUCAAAAUCUCCGCACUCCCCAUUCAAAUGCGAUUUCUUCCAAGUCUCUCAGCGAUUUGACCUUGUGAAGAAGAAAAACCUCUACAUCAAUUGCUUUUCCUCGUCGCACAUGCUUCGCAGUUGUUCGUCUAGCAGCUGCAGAGUCUGCAACCAGAAGCACCAUACUAUGCUCCACCAAUCACCCAAUGAUCGCCCCUUCAAUCCAAGCAAGCCCCCGGCUCCUGCUAUUCCUCGCUCGAAUCCGGAGAAUCAAACAUUUUCUAACCAGUCUUCCUCGCAAUCGCUUCCAACGUCAUCGUCUGCUUCAGAACACCCAAAGCCCUCGUCCUCUGCCACAAGCCUCGUGUCCACCACCGUCGUCGAAACUCCAAGAAGCGCUCUAGCCACCGUGUUGCUACAGACAGCAAUCGUCAAGGUGUUUUCAACGAACGGCCAUACCCAAUGGGCCAGAGCAUUGCUAGAUCCAGCGUCGCAGUUGAAUCUCAUCAACGAGAGUCUCGUCCAAAGGCUGAAGUUGCAUCGCUAUCAGUGUCACCAAGAGAUCGGCGGCGUCGGCAACUCUUCAAUCGUUUCAUCUCACGCCGUUCUUGUUCGGAUGGGAUCUCACUGCACGGACUUUGCUGCGGAACAACGGUGUCACAUCCUGAAGAAGAUUACUAGAGACCUUCCCUGCAGAUCGCUUGAUGCUUCGUCCUGGACAUUGCCACCGAACGUCAUUUUAGCGGAUCCUAAGUUCCUCGAGCCGGGGCCCAUCGAUCUACUACUUGGCAUGGAAUUAUACUACGAUCUGCUACUUGACGGGUUCACCAAAUUGGGUCCCGAGAAGCCGAUUCUGCAGAACACCGUCUUCGGUUGGGUUGCUUCAGGAAAGAUCAGUUCAAGUCCGCCCAAUAGAACUCCAAAGCUGGCUCAUGUAUGUAGUGAUCAACAACUCAACGAGCUUAUCUCACACUUCUGGGAAAUCGAGUCCUGCUGGUCGAAUAGCACUCAAUCCAUCGAGGAAGCAGCCUGUGAAGACCACAUCACUUCCAACACUUUUCGAGAUGAAACGGGUCGGUUUGUAGUUACCCUUCCGAAACAUCUUUCAGUUCUCGCCCAACUCGGUAGCUCCAAGGAGAUUGCUACCAAAAGAUUUCUCGGUCUCGAACGUCGCCUUGAUGGAAGUUCCAAGCUGAAGGAAACCUACACUGCCUUCGUCGAUGAAUAUCUGCAGCUGGGUCAUAUGAGGGAAGUGGAUUACUCUUCAGCGUCUUCGUCUGCUGCACUAUUGUAUUACCUUCCGCACCAUGGAGUAGAGAAAGCAGACAGUACAACCACAAAAUUGCGAGUCGUUUUCGACGCUUCGUGUCCUGGCCCAUUUGUAUCACAAGGUCUCCGAAAGCACCGAACUGAAAACCAAACCAUUCUUUUGGACGGAUUCCAUGAUAGCUCUCUGCCAGAUUCGCUCGCCACCUGCUCGUUGGAAAACCUUCGUAGCAAACCGUGUCUCGGAGAUCCAACGGCUCACGGUUUAUGGCACUUGGGCUCACGUACCCGGUACUGA